Cylindrotheca closterium is the source of this 450-nucleotide messenger RNA. The record is from the annotation of a GenBank genome assembly. NCBI's taxonomy places the organism in Eukaryota, Bacillariophyta, Bacillariophyceae, Bacillariales, Bacillariaceae.
AUGGGAGCGGAAGAUUCGAAAGAUUUGGAUUACAUCCUGCCAAAUCGAAAGAGCUUUGACGCAUGCUCCUUGUUUACAGACGAGCAACUUUUCCAUUCGGGAUCGACGAAAAACUAUUGUAAUACUGAAGACAACGUCAACGGUGACAGCAACAACGAUGACAUCAAUAACGGCAGUGGCAGCUUCAUUGGAAAUAACAACAGCGACAACGCCAACGACAGCAGUAAUAAUGAGGAUAUCAACAGUAGCGGCAGCGAGCACAAUAACAGCAAUGGCAACGGCAACAGCAGUAUUGGCAACAAGCACGACAAUGGCAGCGGAAACUUCGAUGGGAACCACAGUAGCGACAAUGACAACAACAAGGGCUCGGGGGGACCAAUGGGUACCUCAAGAUUGUUAGCAGUUUGUGGACCGGUGAGUAUUGCAUUGUUGUUGACUUCCUUGUCAUGA